Messenger RNA from Daldinia caldariorum, 1144 nucleotides. Its product is annotated as AhpC/TSA family protein. The transcript has 5 exons. Gene Ontology annotation, cellular component: cytosol; cytoplasm; mitochondrion. Gene Ontology annotation, biological process: hydrogen peroxide catabolic process; cell redox homeostasis; cellular response to oxidative stress. NCBI's taxonomy places the organism in Eukaryota, Fungi, Ascomycota, Sordariomycetes, Xylariales, Hypoxylaceae. The record is from RefSeq and is a predicted model, not a curated record. Gene Ontology annotation, molecular function: thioredoxin peroxidase activity. Bases 318 to 899 code for a protein of 193 amino acids.
CCCGUUUCCCGCAUCAAAGUACAAAGUCUAGGUACCAGUACUAGGUAUGGGUUGUCUGUAUACCUGGUACCUUUUUAGUUACAUACCCGCCGGCAUCUUCGACUUCUUACUUCAUCUACCUUUUGUUUUUUUCGUCUCAUAGCGAAUUCUCGCAUUUAGCCCCAAUACACACCGGACUUGACUUGACUGACUUUCAGGCAUUUUAUUUAACCUUGAGUAUCUAAGAGGUACUUACUUGCGCAUAGUCAACAGCAAAGCAAGGGUAGAAAGGAAAGAAGAAGAAGAAGAAAAGAAAAAUAUAAUUAAUUACUCGCACAAUGGCAUUCCGGCUCGCGCUACGCCACGCCCCGCGCGCUUUUGCCGCUCCGGCGUCGUCGUUAUCGCCAUCGUUAUCGUCUACGCGGGCAUUCCACGCGACGGCGCGAGCGUGCAUCAAAGUCGGGGAGCCGAUCCCGGACAUCGAAGUGCUGCACGAGGGGUCGCCGGGCAACAAGGUGAACCUGGCUCGGGAGUUCGAGAAGGCGGACGGGGUGAUCGUGGGCGUGCCCGCGGCCUUCUCCGGCGCGUGCUCCGAGAAGCACGUCCCGAGCUACAUCCAGAGCCCGAAGCUGAGGGACGCCGGGAGCGUGUUUGUCGUUAGUGUUAAUGAUGCUUUCGUCAUGAAAGCAUGGGGUGACCAACUCGAUCCCACGCACGAGUCCGGCAUCCGAUUCCUAGCCGAUCCCGCCGGCGAAUUCACCAAGGCCCUGGACCUGGGCUUCGACGCCCCGGCCAUCUUCGGCGGCAUGCGGGCUAAGCGCUUCGCGCUGGUCAUCGAGGACGGCAAGGUCAAGUCCCUGCACGUCGAGCCGGAUAACACCGGGACUAAUGUUUCCCUCGCCGACAAGGUCCUCGGUUAGAUGAUGUGGAUGAUGUGGGUUAGGAGAUGUGAACUUGUUAAGAACGAUCUCGUCCCGAGGCGCGUAGGAGAGACUACGGCCGUUUGUAUAUUAGGUACCUACCUAAGUUGAGGUAGAUACGAUGAGUUGACGAUUUGAAAUAUUAAGCCUUCUGACCACGACUUCUUCAACUGGUUAAUCUUUCUUAACUUUUCUACAUUAGGUACCUACAUAGAACCCAUAUGGAAUCACAAGUGAACAACCAA